Molecule: messenger RNA, 1202 nt
Organism: Alternaria rosae
Lineage: Eukaryota; Fungi; Ascomycota; Dothideomycetes; Pleosporales; Pleosporaceae
Exons: 1
Coding region: 390-1202 (270 amino acids)
Source: RefSeq, a predicted model, not a curated record
GUGCAAUUCCUCUAGUCCACUACGGCACUAGCGUCGGCGAUUGAAAGUGCAAAAGCUGUACUCCGCGCCUCCACCGCGCUGGCAUUAAGCUCUUAGGCGUCCAGACAGUCCGGCCUGGCCUAUACUCAUCCGCCCGAGAACGUCGACUAGUCGUAAAAUGACUGUCUCAACGUAUAGACACAGGUUACACACACAAAUGCGGCAUGGCAUCUAGGCCGACUGCAGCGCAUCAUUGCGGAUUUUGAACUCGUAAGUCCGGCUGGAGCCAAACUCUCACGAAGGGAGGAAACGUAUAUUACAGUGGCUUUGAGCCCGCUUUGAGCCAUGUUGAAGUCACCGCGACACUCUCCUUCUUAUCUUGGUUGAAACAAAUCCCUAUAUCACCCACAAUGCAGUCCAUGGCCAAAGAAAUUGCUCUUAUCACCGGGGCGAACAGCGGCAUAGGAUUUGAGAUCGCUCACCAGCUCCUUAAACGGGGUCGUUAUCACGUCCUCCUUGCCUCACGAUCGACUACGAAAGGGUCGGCCGCCCUCGAAGACCUACAAGCACGCAAGCUGUCAGGUAGCAUCGAGCUCGUGCAUCUGGAUGUGCAAGACGACGACCACAUCGCGCAAACCGCAACGCUCAUUGAGAAGAAGUACGGCAAACUCGACAUCCUCUUCAACAAUGCUGCAGUCGCGCUGCCUGAAGGCUUAACGGAGCGCCAACGCUUGGCCACGGCUUUCGAUGUGAACGCAACGGGCCCAUGGCUUCUCACCAAUGCACUUGUUCCGUCGCUGAAGAAGAGUAAGAAUCCGCGCAUCAUCAACAUCUCGUCAGGAGCUGGAUCAAUCGGUCGCCGUCUCUCCCCCGAGAGCCCAAUGUACAAGAUCCAAGCCGUUCCAUACCGCGCUAGCAAGGUCGCCUUCAACAUGCUUAGCUCGUGUAUGUAUGUAGAGUAUGGGCUGGGUGUUCCUCAGGUGGACUUUGAGAAUGCUGGAAAAGGCGAUGCUGAGGCUGCAGAAGAGGAAGGCAACGUCAAAAUGAAGGUAUUCUGCUACGACCCUGGCUUCACAGCUUCGAAUCUAGGCCCUCACAACAAGGUGGAGUUUGGUGCAAGGAGUGCGGAGGACACUGUGAAGAGCAUUAUGGAACUUGUUGAUGGGAAGAGAGAUGAGGAAUGUGGCAAGUUUAUCCAUAAUACAGGAGGUUACCCAUGGUAG